This is a messenger RNA of Mucor mucedo, 417 nucleotides long. RefSeq lists its product as uncharacterized. Lineage: Eukaryota; Fungi; Mucoromycota; Mucoromycetes; Mucorales; Mucoraceae. The transcript has a single exon. The record is from RefSeq and is a predicted model, not a curated record. The coding region runs from base 1 to 417 and encodes 138 amino acids.
AUGACAGCUUUGACUGCCACGUUGGAGGCACUUGAUCUUCAUCAGUUGAUACCUUUGAUUGAUUCAAAUGAAACCACCCAUGAAAAUGUUAAACAAAGUAUGACCGAGUCAUGGAAAACCGACAAAAGUUUGAAAACUUUUAUCAAGAACAUCGUACAAGAAGUGGUGGAAAACGAUGUAAAAGAAGACAAUUAUAACAAUCAUUCUGAUAAUAGAAGAUACAAUUCCAAGAGACCUUAUGGAACAAAUUCUUAUCAAAAAGAUGAUUAUUAUUUUGAUAAUGAUGCUGCUAGUCCUGCUGAAGGUUAUCACCUUUCUCGUCGUCAAUAUGAACAAAACCAACAAGAUAACCGUGCUCGAAACAAUUACCACAAUGGUUAUAAUAACAAUCGUAACUCCUACAAUCAAACAGGAUGA